CUGUGCCCUGUCAACCUGAGUGACAGAAGAGGGCUACCAGGGUAAGGUGUGCUGUCCCGCUUAACACAGACUAAUUUCCAUCAUGGCAUUGAGAAGCGCUGUGUGCCGUCUCUUGGUCAACACUCAGAGAUGCGCCAUCGUCUCAGCUUCCAGAGCACAGGGAACUGCAGCACCUGCCAGAUGGGAUGCAGAAAAGACCGAGCAGAAGUCUAAAGCACCUAAAGUCCAGUUCAACUGGCGUGAUGCCCUCGACCUGGAGGGCCAGCUGACGGAGGACGAGAUCAUGAUCAGGGACUCCUUCCGGACCUACUGCCAAGACAAGCUCAUGCCUCGCAUUGUGAUGGCAAACAGAAAUGAAGUGUUCCACAGAGAAAUCGUGUCAGAGAUGGGAGAGAUGGGUGUGCUGGGCCCAACCAUUAAAGGUUAUGGCUGUGCUGGGACAAGCUAUGUGGCCUAUGGGUUGAUUGCCAGAGAAGUAGAGAGAGUGGACAGCGGCUAUCGCUCAGUUAUGAGUGUGCAGUCGUCACUGGUCAUGCACCCCAUUAACGCCUAUGGCACAGAGGAGCAGAAGCAGAAGUACCUCCCCAGGCUCGCUCGUGGAGAGAUCCUGGGUUGCUUUGGCUUGACGGAGCCCAACCAUGGUAGUGACCCCAGCGGCAUGGAAACCAGAGCCAAAUACAAUCCCUCCAGCCGCACCUACACACUCACUGGCUCAAAAACCUGGAUCACCAACUCCCCAGUGGCAGACAUUGCUGUAGUUUGGGCCAAAUGCGAUGAUGGGAAGGUGCGGGGCUUCAUCUUGGAGCGUGGCAUGAAGGGCCUCUCCACACCUAAGAUUGAAGGAAAGUUCUCCCUGAGAGCCUCCGCCACCGGCAUGAUCCUCAUGGACGAGGUGGAGGUUCCUGAGGAGAACCUGCUUCCCAAAGUCUCCGGCCUCGGGGGUCCUUUUGGCUGCCUGAACAACGCCCGCUAUGGCAUCGCGUGGGGUGCUCUGGGUGCCGCAGAGUUCUGCUUCCAUGCGGCUCGUCAGUACACGCUCGACAGAAUCCAGUUUGGCGUGCCGCUGGCAAGGAAUCAGCUGAUGCAGAAGAAAAUGGCCGACAUGCUGACAGAGAUAACCAUCGGCCUACAGUCGUGUGUGCAGCUGGGAAGACUCAUCGACGAGAAAAAAGCGGCCCCAGAGAUGAUAUCCAUGCUUAAGAGGAACAGCUGCGGUAAAGCCCUGGACAUCGCCAGGCAGGCCAGAGACAUGCUGGGUGGAAACGGCAUCGCGGACGAGUAUCACAUCAUCCGCCACGUCAUGAACCUGGAGGCUGUCAACACAUAUGAAGGUACUCACGAUAUCCACGCCCUGAUCCUGGGCAGAGCCAUCACAGGCCUGCAGUCCUUCACUGUGGACAAAUAGAUCCGACCUCUCAGCAGAUACCCCGGCCAACAGGACUCUGUCAUCAGAAACACAACACACACAUCAACUCUGUAAUAAGGCACAGUUUUCAGAUAGGUUUCAUCAUUUGUCACCUGUAUAAUGGCAGUGUUUGUUUUCUCUCAGGUUUGUGGAAUAUAUACCAAGUGAUUUAUUUUGAGAGAACAAGUAUUGUGAAGUGUUGUAAAUUGUAGUUAAUUCAGAUUUGUUGAUUUUCAACUUAAAGAGGGCUAUUUUCUUACUCUCAGUCACAACGGCUGCUUACUUUUUCAGCUCCCUGGUCCCCAGUUGUAUAGAAACAGUAAAGUUGUGUAGAUUUUCAUUGUUAUUCACUGUAGCAAAGCAUGAAUAGUUUGAAUGAGGUCAAGAUCCAGAUUUGCUGUUGGUUACUCAUGUAUUCGAAGUUAAUACUGUAAUUACAAAGCAGCAAAGCAUAAAUUCACACAGCUGAGUUGAAAUUGCCUGUGAAGCUUUUUUGUUUUCAAUUUGAUCCAAUGAAGCAAAUGUUGUCACUGUAUGAUUGGUGCAUCUUACAGUUACUGUUGUUAGGUUUACCAUGGUUGAUUACUUCUAGCACUUUACGGGCUCUAACACUAUGAUGUCAUAAGUUUGCAUGGUCUGCCAGAGGUCAAAGAUCUGGAUCAGAGCUUUAAAUAAAGAAACGUUGUUUAA
Toxotes jaculatrix (banded archerfish) is the source of this 2095-nucleotide messenger RNA. RefSeq names its product glutaryl-CoA dehydrogenase b (gene gcdhb). Gene Ontology annotation, molecular function: glutaryl-CoA dehydrogenase activity; flavin adenine dinucleotide binding; fatty-acyl-CoA binding. The transcript has 12 exons. Gene Ontology annotation, biological process: fatty acid beta-oxidation using acyl-CoA dehydrogenase; fatty-acyl-CoA biosynthetic process. Lineage: Eukaryota; Metazoa; Chordata; Actinopteri; Toxotidae. The record is from RefSeq and is a predicted model, not a curated record. Bases 83 to 1405 code for a protein of 440 amino acids. Gene Ontology annotation, cellular component: mitochondrial inner membrane.